GUUGCGCGCGUUAAUAAUAAUAUAUGGUGUUUGGCCAUGGGGAAAAAGCGUAACGAACAGCAACGGUUGUGCUCGAAAAUGUCAUCGAAAGUUGUGUUUGGGGUGAUAUUCUUGCUGCAUCUGUUAGAAGCAUUUUCACUUGCAGUUCUCUCAUCAAAUGAAUUGGAUAUGGAUCUCUCGCCCUUGCCAACUGGUUUCCUCUUCGGCACUGCUUCUUCCUCUUACCAGUAUGAAGGAGCUUACAAGAGUGACGGCAAAGGGAUGAGCAACUGGGAUAACUUCACUCACGGAGCAGGUAGAUAUGUAAUAUACGGCGGAAAAAAUGGGGAUAUUGCCAAUGAUCAUUACCAUCGCUACCUGGAGGAUAUAGAUCUAAUGGAAGCUUUGGGAGUAAACAGCUACCGGCUAUCCAUAUCAUGGGCAAGAAUUCUACCAAAGGGAAGAUUUGGAGAAGCCAACCGUGCUGGUAUUGAGUUCUACAACAGACUAAUUGAUGUUCUAAUACUCAAAGGGAUCCAACCCUUUGUGACUCUUAGUCACUAUGACAGUCCCCAAGAGCUGGAAGAUAGAUAUGGAAGCUGGCUAAGUCCCCAAUCACAGGAAGAUUUUGCUUUUUAUGCGGACCUGUGUUUUAAGACCUUUGGUGACAGAGUUAAGUACUGGGCUACAUUCAAUGAGCCCAAUUUCCUAGUGCCACUUGGUUACCGUUCAGGUAUAUAUCCUCCAUGCCGUUGCUCUGGCCCAUUAGCUCUUGUUCAGUGCAGUGAUGGAGAUUCAGAAAAGGAGCCUUUUGUAGCAGCUCAUAACAUUAUCCUGGCACAUGCAGCUGCCGUUGAUAUCUAUAGAACCAAAUAUCAGAUCGAGCAAAAAGGAAGCAUUGGGAUAGUCCUUCAACAUGAAUGGUACGAACCAUUGAGCAAUUCAACAGCUGACAAAUUGGCUGCGGAAAGAGCAAGAUCAUUCACCUUCAAUUGGUUCUUGGACCCAAUAAUAUUGGGAAAGUACCCAACAGAAAUGGAGAAUCUUGUUGGAAGCCUCUUACCCAAAUUUUCCAGCAAAGAAAAAGAGAAACUCAAGAAAGGAUUGGAUUUCAUUGGUGUCAAUUACUACACGGCUUUCUAUGUCCAAGAUUGCAUGUACUCAGCUUGUAAGACAGGACAGGGGAGCUCCAGAACAGAGGGUUUAUACUUGAAAAGUGGAGUAAAGAAUGGUGUCCCAAUCGGUGAACAAACUAAAUUUAGUUGGUUCAAUAUUUACCCAAAUGGUAUGGAAAAGGCAGUCACAUAUGUGAAAGAUAGAUACAACAAUACUCCAAUGUUCAUAACUGAAAACGGGUAUGCGCAUGCCCAAGAAGAUGAUCCAAAACACACUUUGGAAGAAGAUCUUAAUGAUUCUAAAAGAAUAAAGUACAUGGUGGAUCACAUAGAGGCUAUGGUAGCGGCAAUAAGGAAAGGAGCAGAUGUGAGGGGAUACCUUGCCUGGACCCUGCUGGACAGCUUUGAGUGGAUAUAUGGAUAUUCAGUAAGAUAUGGAUUCCAUCAUGUGGAUUUUGCAACCCUAAAGAGAACUCCAAGAUUGUCAGCAACUUGGUACAAGCAAUUCCUUGCUAAGUACAAGGAAACCUUUUUAUUAGCCACGACCAUGACAAGGCAAGAAAAACUCCUACAACACACUUGAGACACGUUUUUUUUUUUAAAUAUAUUUUAACACUAUUUUGAUACUUCAAAAUAUAUGAUUGGACGAUUUCAAAUUAAAAAAAAAUUGGUUUUUUUCUU
Molecule: messenger RNA, 1775 nt
Organism: Vigna radiata var. radiata (mung bean)
Lineage: Eukaryota; Viridiplantae; Streptophyta; Magnoliopsida; Fabales; Fabaceae
Product: beta-glucosidase 46
Exons: 12
Coding region: 37-1677 (546 amino acids)
Biological process (GO): carbohydrate metabolic process
Molecular function (GO): beta-glucosidase activity
Source: RefSeq, a predicted model, not a curated record